Messenger RNA from Ilex paraguariensis (yerba mate), 255 nucleotides. The record is from the annotation of a GenBank genome assembly. NCBI's taxonomy places the organism in Eukaryota, Viridiplantae, Streptophyta, Magnoliopsida, Aquifoliales, Aquifoliaceae.
AUGGAGAUGAAAGUAUAUUUGGAUCUCUUGAAAGAACCAAGGCCAUUGUCACAAUUAGAUCUGAAGAAAGUUGUUGUCACAUCAAAAAAAACAUUGGUUGCCGCGAGUGAGUAUACCAGGUUAAGCUCGCGAUCACCGGGAUGGCCAAGUCAUGGGGAGCCAGAUGAUUACCAUGUCCAAGCUGCAAUCAGUGAGAUCUCUAAGGUGGUGGUUUCCCAAAUGUUGAACCUUCGGUCGGAUACCUCAAAUCCUUGA